CUUCCCUUAUUCCCCAAGCAGUGAUUGUCUGACUGUGUGUCAGUAUACAUCUCCGGUGCCCUCAUCCUCCAGUCACCAACCACAGACUGAGGCCAGGAUCCCCUGUUCCCAGCCCCCACCUCUGCCUCCCUCUGUCCCUGUCUCCCAGUGCACCCCUCAGACGCCGGGAGCGGCCGGCUGCAUUUCCGUACCACACAGGAUCUUGGCUUGAAAGAGUGAUAAAAAAAAAGUAAAAAAUGGGAGCCGGAGGAAGUGUCGAAGACAAGGCAUUAGCCGCAAAGUCCAAGGAGCUGGAAAAGCAGCUGGCGGAGGAUGCAGACAAAGAAUCCAAGACAGUCAAGCUUCUGCUGCUUGGUGCUGGUGAGUCUGGGAAGAGCACAAUUGUUAAGCAAAUGAAAAUUCUCCAUCAAGGUGGUUAUACCAAAGAAGAACAAUUGGAGUUCAGGGCAAUCAUCUAUGGUAACAUCCUGCAGUCUGCUCUGGCCAUCAUCAGAGGCAUGGAGAUGCUGUCCAUUGACUUUGGAUCACCAAAAGGAAGUGAAGACGGGCAGAAGCUGUCCAACCUGUCAGACUCCAUUGAAGAGGGCUCCAUGCCCCCUGAGCUGGCUGAUGUCAUCAAGAGGCUGUGGAGUGACACUGGUGUCCAGGCCUCCUUCGAGAGAGCAGCCGAGUAUCAGCUCAAUGACUCUGCUGGCUACUACCUUGGAGAAUUGGACAGAAUCACAAAGUCUGAUUACCUGCCCAAUGAGCAGGAUGUGCUGCGUUCUCGAGUCAAGACAACUGGUAUCAUCGAGGAGCAGUUCUCCUGCAAAGAGCUGCAUUUCAGGAUGUUUGAUGUGGGCGGCCAGCGGUCGGAGAGAAAGAAGUGGAUCCAUUGUUUCGAGGGUGUAACCUGCAUCAUCUUCUGCGGAGCCCUCAGUGCUUAUGACAUGGUGCUCGUAGAAGACGAUGAAGUGAACCGUAUGCAUGAGUCGCUCCACUUGUUCAACAGUAUCUGCAACCACAGGUUCUUCGCCACCACCUCCAUUGUGCUCUUCCUCAACAAGAAGGAUCUUUUUGAAGAGAAGAUCAAAAAGGUCCACCUCAGCAUCUGCUUCCCAGACUACGAUGGCCCCAACACGUAUGAUGAUGCCAGUGACUACAUCAAGAAGCAGUUUGAGGAGCUGAACAUGAAGAAGGGUGUCAAAGAAAUCUAUUCCCACUUGACCUGCGCCACGGACACAAAGAACGUCGAGAUUGUGUUCGGAGCCGUGACAGACAUCAUUAUCAAAGAGAACCUAAAAUCUUGCGGUCUGUUCUAAGCAGAUACACAAAGAGAUUGUAUUUUUUCCCCUCAUCCCUUCACUUGGAUUCAUGUUGAAGUUGAGCAGUAGGAACAGAAGGCACAACAGAAGGCUUUGUAAUAUCAUAAGACUCUUCAAUUCUACACUAUCCCUUCAUUCCUAACUCCCAACACACUAAAUUAUGAGUAAUGAAGGCAAACACUAAGAAAACAGCUCCUAAUUUACUCCAAAGGGAGUCAACACACAUGUCCAACAAAUCGAACAAAGAUGGCAACAUGUUCCUCGCGGAGACAAUGUGGAUGAUGUCCUUUAGAUGGAAAUGUGGAUAAGAAGUCAGAAGAACAACCGAAUGAACACGUUUGAUAUAGGUACUUUAUUAGAUAGUCUGGGUUAUUUCUGGCUCUAAAAUGGUUUGUGUUGAGGAAAGUGUAUAAAGCUGCUCAUGGAAUCCAAUUGAUAAACUUAUGAAAGGAUACAUUUUGAAGUGAUCCAUCUUACUCAACAUGGUCAGAGUGAAGUCCUUUCCAGUAACAUUGUUCUUGCCCAAUGAUUAUCUAGUUCUGUUUGGAUAUGCUUACUGUUUCGCACCAGAUGUAACACAGUAAAAAGUUUUUCAGCUAAUUUCAAUCAGCGAGUUCAAAUAGCUGGAAUUUAAGAAAAAAGUACCAUCAAAACAAGUUAGCAAUGUAUUUUGUAAAUAGGGGAACUUAAACAUUAAUAUUCAAAUACAUUAUCAAAAUGUUCAACAUCAGUGACAUGUUUAGUGAUGUGCAUGUAUAUUCCAUUUUGACUACUGACAAAUGAACCUGUAACUGACCUGUCUUGUGAAAGAUAAACAUAAAAAAUAAAAAUGUACACAUAGCAACUGCAA
Molecule: messenger RNA, 2154 nt
Organism: Salmo salar (Atlantic salmon)
Lineage: Eukaryota; Metazoa; Chordata; Actinopteri; Salmoniformes; Salmonidae
Product: guanine nucleotide-binding protein G(t) subunit alpha-2
Biological process (GO): detection of chemical stimulus involved in sensory perception of bitter taste; adenylate cyclase-modulating G protein-coupled receptor signaling pathway
Cellular component (GO): photoreceptor inner segment; cytoplasm; heterotrimeric G-protein complex
Molecular function (GO): GTPase activity; GTP binding; G-protein beta/gamma-subunit complex binding
Source: RefSeq, a predicted model, not a curated record